Corylus avellana is the source of this 709-nucleotide messenger RNA. RefSeq lists its product as uncharacterized. The record is from RefSeq and is a predicted model, not a curated record. Lineage: Eukaryota; Viridiplantae; Streptophyta; Magnoliopsida; Fagales; Betulaceae. Gene Ontology annotation, molecular function: protein binding.
GACUGAAUCUGAUCAUCAAGCAAUUCACACAAGUGUUGAUCUUCAGCUGAAAGACCCCCUUCCAUUGGACUGGGAGCAAUGCCUUGAUCUUCAAUCAGGAAGAAUGUAUUAUCUGAACAAAAAGACAUCGAGGAAGAGCUGGAAGAUGCCCAAGGAUCAAAAGCUAGACCUUGAACUCAACAUCUCAACACAAUCUGAUCAGGAAUAUUGCAGCAAUACGAUCAGCUCUCACACGCUUGAAGACUCCAAGAAGAUCAAGUAUAUCUCAAAUAGUAACAUGAUGGCUUUGGCUUGCAUGAAUUGCCAUCUCCUCGUCAUACUUUCCACAUCCUCUCCAUCAUGCCCCAACUGCAAGUACGUCUAUUCACUGCCGUCCCAACAGAGCCGCCCCGCGCCCAAGCUCCCUGCAGUCAAGUCCUUUAAUACUUUAAGCCUAUUAAACUGAGUAAUUCUAAAAAUCACUCUUAUGUCUCUCUUGUGUCGCUAUAAGAAUAAGGUGGUUUUUAAAAUUAUCAUUUGAUCAAAGUUCAAUAAUAAUCAAUUACGAGGCCAAUGUAGAUUUUAGAAGCCACAUCAUUCUUAAAGUAACAUAAUAUGGACACAAGAGUAACUUCUAGCAUUACUCUAUUAAACUGAUUUUCAAGCUGGUUUUUAACGUUGUAUUCCAAGUAGUAAAUGUAAAAGUAUGGGAAGCCUUUCUUUUAUUUUA